CAAGAGCAAGAGAGGGGCCCCGUAACACGGCCGCGUGGAGGAGGCGCCAUGAGGAUCGAGCGGUGCUAUUUCUGCUCCAGCAAGGUCUACCCCGGCCACGGCCUACAGUUCGUGCGGAAUGACUCCAAGGUCUUCAAGUUCUGCCGGCCGCGCUGCCACAAGAGUUUCAAGAGGAAGCGCAACCCCAGGAGUGUGCGCUGGACCAAGUCGUUCCGGAAGGCGGCGGGGAAGGAGCUCACAGUGGACCCUUCCUUUGAGUUUGAGAAGCGCCGCAAUGUUCCCAACAAGUACAACCGGGAGCUGUGGCACAAGACCAUGGCGGCCAUGAAGCGCGUGGCUGAGAUCAAGACCAAGCGCGAGGGCAAGUUUGUCAUGGACCGCCUCCUCAAGAGCCAGGAGCACCAACGCGUCCAUGACAUCGUUGAGGUCCGCAAGGGCAUGAGUCUAAUACGCUCACCGGCCGCUGGACUUAAGAGGAAGAAGCUGAUGGACGAGGAGGAGAUGGAGCUGGAAGAGGAGGUCAAGCAGAGGGUGGCCGCUGGUACCUCGGGCAAGCAGGUGGAGAAGAAGCGGAAGAUUGUGGAGGAGGUGCCCAUGUCCGACGACGAGGAGUUGAAGAUAGAAGAGGAUAGUGACAGUGACAAUGAGGCGGAUAAUAGUGACGAAGAUGAUGAUGAUAGUGAUGCUGUAGGAGGUGAGAAUGAUGAUAGUGAUGAUGAUGAUGACAAGUGAAUGGUGUAUGAAUGUAUAUAAAUGUUGAAUGUUAUAUGUGGUGUGUGUAUAAGGUUGAAACAAAUUGGAAGGAAAUAAUAAAGUAUGAAUGAGA
Molecule: messenger RNA, 826 nt
Organism: Eriocheir sinensis (Chinese mitten crab)
Lineage: Eukaryota; Metazoa; Arthropoda; Malacostraca; Decapoda; Varunidae
Gene: RpL24-like
Product: probable ribosome biogenesis protein RLP24
Exons: 4
Coding region: 49-732 (227 amino acids)
Biological process (GO): ribosomal large subunit biogenesis
Cellular component (GO): nucleolus
Source: RefSeq, a predicted model, not a curated record